AUGAAACCAUCUAAACUGCAAGAUCAUCUGAGAAGAUGCCACCCUGAUAAAACAGAGAAAGAUUUGAAAUACUUUCAAACACUCAAAGAUAAAUUUCAGAAGAGAUCUACACUGGACAGAAUGUUCGCUUCGACGUCACAAAGAAAUGAUGAUGGUUUGCGGGCGUCUUACAAUAUCUCGUUACUUAUAGCAAAAUCCGGAAAACCGCAUACUAUCGGAGAGAAGUUAAUUUUGCCAGCUAUUGAAGAGGUUUUAAAAACUGUUUUACACAAACCUGCAUCUGAUAUCAUUAAAAGAAUUCCCUUAAGCUACAAUACUGUUGAAUGA
Messenger RNA from Acanthoscelides obtectus, 327 nucleotides. Lineage: Eukaryota; Metazoa; Arthropoda; Insecta; Coleoptera; Chrysomelidae. The record is from the annotation of a GenBank genome assembly.